Molecule: messenger RNA, 600 nt
Organism: Aplosporella prunicola CBS 121167
Lineage: Eukaryota; Fungi; Ascomycota; Dothideomycetes; Botryosphaeriales; Aplosporellaceae
Exons: 1
Coding region: 315-551 (78 amino acids)
Source: RefSeq, a predicted model, not a curated record
GGGGGGUGGAUUUGGCUUUUUUCCUUUUCGUCGACUGCCCGAUCGGGUCGUCGCUAUCCAUGCGAACUCUAUGCCCUUUGCACAUCCGCGUCGCGCGUCCCAACUGGUACGCCCGCGUGCCGGAAAAGCAGGCAGACAGCAAGCAAGCAGGCAAGCGUCACAUGCACAGUGCGUUAUCGUGGGCCACACGAGUUAGGAAGGAAGGUCGUGGUACAUACGGUACAUACAUACACGGGGAUGACUGAGGCUGACGGACUCGGGCUUUCGUGAGUCAGAGCUUGCCGAUGAUGCGGUGAUGUCCUGGAUGGGGAAGGAUGGAAUGGAGGCUGCGGGGAGGGGGUCCGGUGUCGGCUGUCGUCGGCUGUCUUGGUUGUGGUGUUGCUGCUGCUGCUGCUGCUGCUGCUGCUGCUGCUGCGGAGAACACACGUGUACGUGUACGUGCUGCGAUCACUGCGGUCACUGCCGCGAAGAGAGAUGCUGCCCGGGAGAUGAAACGGGGGAUGCGGGUGUUGCGGAUGGUGCGGCGGAGGAGGGGAGAGGAGAGGUGCUGACGAUGAUUGCCUCUUGGGUCGUCCCAAUAGAUGCGCGUUUCCUUUUUUU